Molecule: messenger RNA, 8116 nt
Organism: Passer domesticus (house sparrow)
Lineage: Eukaryota; Metazoa; Chordata; Aves; Passeriformes; Passeridae
Gene: GALR3
Product: galanin receptor 3
Exons: 4
Coding region: 1158-2405 (415 amino acids)
Biological process (GO): G protein-coupled receptor signaling pathway
Cellular component (GO): plasma membrane
Molecular function (GO): G protein-coupled receptor activity
Source: RefSeq, a predicted model, not a curated record
CUGACACCGAGCCAAUGGGGAUAAUCUGGGCUGCUGUGGAGGGGAAGGGGCCAGCGCCUCCUUCUCCACAUCCUGCACCGUCAUUGGAAGAGGUACCCACAACCUUCCCAGUAAAGGGAAGCUGGUGGCCUUUGAGUCUGGCUGAGAAAGGAUCACCAAGCUGCGCUCAGUGCAGCUGGAAAUCCUCAGGGCACAGGUCCUGUCGCCAGGAUGGGCAUGGCAGUAGGGCUGCAUGUCACUGUCCUCUCCUGGUACAUCAGCCAGCCCCCGUGUGUCUCCAGGCAGCUGUGAUGGAGCUGGACCUCUGGAGGUGGCCAUCGUGGAGGUUUUGUCCUCCCUCCCAUACUGUAGUACUGGUGGAGUGGAGACCUGGACUGGAUGGAAUCCAAAACCAGCUUUCUCCUCCUUCCCUGGGUCAGACAUUGUGGGAGAGGCUAAAUCUGCUCAGUGCUACUAACAAUUAAUUAAUGACAUCUAGUAGCAGCAAUUAAUUGCUCAUCCUGCAGAGGGUUUAGGACCCUCUAUUUGAGGGACCGGGCAGAAAUAAGCUCACAGUUAUGGGGUAUUUACGCUCCCUGGAGGUGUUGGAAAACACAUUCUGAACACCCAGCUUUGAGAAGUGGCUGCUGAGGUCCAAGGGACCCUUUCCUCCUCCCUUUUCCAUCAGAGAGUAGUGAGCUUUCUCUCUGCCACCCCCUUCUCAGCAGGAGGAGCAGGGAGCAGCUGAGCCUGCAGGAAAGCUGGGCAGAGAGGAGUUAACUUCAAACCCAACCUCAGGGAGAGGGGAAAAAAAACAAGAGAGAACUAUGGAUCAGCAGCAAGAGCAGAGGGAGGGAAAAGGGGGAGUCAGAGAGAGAGGAGAGGAGCUCCAGGAGAAGAGGGAGCAGAGCUGGUGGCGGGCAGGGGGAGGCAGCGGAGCACCAGGCAGGAGUGAUGGGAUGACCGAGCUGCCCAGAUAAACUCUUCUGUGCUCUGCAUCCUCCCGCUACCACUGCGUGGGCUGGACUGGAGGUCUCCCCCUAAGCGAGUGGCAAAGCUGCAGGCUCUUCCUCAAAAAGGUGGCUCCAGGGUCUCUUCCCAUCCUCACCUACCUGCCACCAUCCAGCCCUUGAUCCCCUCUCAGCAUCAGGAAAAGGUCCCUGCAGUCUGACAGGAAGAUGCCAGGGGGAUUGAACAUCUCUUCUGACAGCCCAGAGCUACGAGCAGCAGGGAUUAUUGUGCCCAUCAUCUUCUCCCUCAUCUUCCUUGUGGGUACUGUGGGAAAUGGGCUGGUGCUGGCUGUGCUGCUGUGGAAUGGCCAAGUCAAGUACUCCACCACCAACCUCUUCAUCCUCAACCUGGCUGUGGCCGACCUGUGCUUCAUCAUCUGCUGCGUCCCCUUCCAGGCCACCAUUUACACCCUGGAUGGGUGGCUCUUUGGGGCCUUUGCCUGCAAGGCUGUGCAUUUCCUCAUCUACCUCACCAUGUAUGCCAGCAGCUUUACCCUGGCUGCUGUCUCUGUUGACAGGUACUUGGCCAUUCGGUAUCCACUGAAGUCCCGGGACCUCCGCACAUCCCGAAAUGCAGGAGUGGCCAUUGUGGUGAUCUGGUCCCUGUCGAUGCUCUUCGCAGGGCCUUACCUCAGUUACUACCAGAUAAUCCAUUACCAUGGUGUGCCCAUCUGUGUCCCCGUCUGGGAGGACCAGCGCCGAAAGGUUCUGGACAUCCUCACGUUUGUGUUUGGAUACCUGCUGCCCGUGACCGUGGUGAGCCUGGCAUACUCUAGGACCAUCAAGUUCUUGUGGACUUCUGUAGACCCCAUAGAAAGAAUCUCAGAGUCUCGGAAAGCCAAGCGUAAGGUCACCAAGAUGAUUGUCACAGUGGCCAUCCUGUUCUGCCUCUGCUGGCUGCCCCACCACCUGGUCAUCCUCUGCUUCUGGUUUGGCCACUUUCCCUUCAACCGGGCCACUUACGCUUUCCGCCUGGCUUCCCACUGCCUUUCCUACACCAACUCCUGCCUCAACCCCAUUGUCUACGCCCUCAUCUCCAAGCAUUUCCGCAAGCGUUUCAAGCAGGCCUUCACCUGCCUCUUCUUCCAGAACAAGAUCAGGAAAAAGAAGAAGAAGAGGGUUGGAAGGAAAGUCCAUAUGGUCAAUGUGGAAAGAGGUUUUGCCAACAGGACAGGAGAUUUCUGUGGAGGUAACACUGAGGUGACCCAAGCCCCAGAAGAGAACACCAGGAAGAGGGAUCAUGAAGGUGCCACUCGUACCAGAGCAUGGACUCAGCAGGUACAAGAUGCCAUGGUCUCUGUUCAGAAGGAGCUACUGGAGGAGGAAAUUUUGGCAACAGCUGGCCAUUCCCUAGAUGUGACCCCUCUAAGAGGAACUGUUGGACAAGAUCAAGAAGAAGCCCUAGAAAAGGGCUAGAGAGGCAAAAAAAGUAGUCUCUAUUUGCAUCUAAUUUUCUGACCACAUCACAGUGGUUUUGCUUUCCUCCAGGAUCAUCGUGCCCACGCCUUAUCCCACUGAGAUGGCUUUAUGUUGGCAGUGAGAGAUGAGCUCGCUCAUUCAGACCCAUUAAACUGAGUUCAAGUCCCCCAGAACUCCUCAAACACCUCCUCCCGUGAUCCUGUAAUCAUGUCUGAGACCUGUCAUCAUCCCAGCUCAAUAUUCACAGUAAACUUUAAGUGACUGCAACAGCCUCCUCUUCUUGAAUUACAUAUGGUGUUUUAGUAGUGCUGUGUGGAUCCUGAAUAUGUAACCCUUAAUGUGAGGCAGGUCUGCACCUGUAAUUUCUUAAGAGAAGGUGAAAAUUGGGAAGCUUAGGAAAAAGUGUUUAGGGAAAGCUGUGACAUUGUGGGACAUCCAGCCUUCCACACUGAAGGGGAAACAAUUACAGGUUGUCAUGGCACUUGUAAGUGUCCUGAGCCCUGCAUGGGCUACAAAACCCUCUGGCGUCCUCACUUGUCCCCAUGCAUGGUGCUGGAAGUUGUGUCAAAAGGCGUUUUGGCCCCAGCCAGUGCUGUAGGCAUUGAAGAGUGGGGCUGGGUGACAUCAGGCAGCUUGCAGAGCUGUGAUGUGCAUAAGCAGAGCCAUGAUGUCCUCUUUAUUUCCCUUAUUUUUCUGUUCCCUACUUCUGUUUGCGUAAAUCUUUCCUUUUUGCUUUGUCCUGCCCACUCUUAAUUCCCAGCUGACAUGGUAUUUCUAACGCUCACUGAAGCUGUUGUUCACCUUGCUAGAGCUCAGCUCCAAGGACAUCCCUUUUUCUGUGCACAGGCUAACCGAAGAGGAAGGCCAACAGUGCUGGGAAUUAGUUUUCUUUUUCCAUUCAAAUGCUUGAUGUUGCUUUCUGCACUUUGAGCUUCCCUUGCCUCUCUCCCCGUUUCUGAUUUUUCCACGUCUCUCCUUUCGUGGUGGCUGCCACUCCUCUACAGCGGAUCUCCUUCAGAAACGUGUCCAGUGUGCCUUCCUGGGAACAAUGAGUUCUGCAGUCACCCUCUGCACAUUAUGCCAUGGCUGGUGGCCAGCUCACAUGGUCUCAUCAUUUCUUCAGGUGAAGACUCACUCCACAGCCAAAAACAUUGCAGGGAGAAGGGAACAGCAGUCAGGAGCAAUGACGUGGCACAGCUGGACACUGCCUGUUCUUGCCUAGGAGCAGCCAGGCUGUUGCUCACCCCUGAUCCUGUUCUUCCUGGUCCCAGAUUGCAAAUGGAGCAGGUCAGAUUGGGACUGACUGCUGCACAUUGGGGUGAAGGCUAAAUGAAACAGGACAGAGAGGAUAGGGAAGAUCUUGGGGAGAAGGUGCAUGUAGCAUGACAAGUGGCUGCGAGCCCUGGACCCCUUCACUAUGUUCUGCCUGGUGCUAAGGCCAAUUUUGGAGAGCACAUGAGCAGGAAGGGCAGGUGCUGAGCCUGGGUUGGGAAGGUUCUGGAGCCAGAAGGAAAUUCCUGUCUAUCCAGUACCAGUUUACUUGCUCCAACUGGUUUCUCAGCUCAAAAGCAGAGGUGAAGCAAAGAUGUCACAUCCUUGAUAGAGAGACAGGUUUAAUUAAAACUGAAGGAGUUUGAUUGCUGCUUUCCACGCAGCCUUCCCUCCAGACUGAUUGUCAUUCUGCAGUCUCUGCUCCCAGCUUCUUGCCUUAAUUAAUUACUGUUUUCUCUUAUUUUCUAUCCUACUUUUUAUCACUCAGGCUGACAAGCUCAUCUUUAACCCUGCAGGGUCUGGUUUGCCACAUCAAUACAGUGCAGCUGUUCCAAGAUCUGGAACAGGGUAGAUGAAAUGGGAGAGGUGUGACCAGGUCAGGGUUUCACGUCUAGUGGUAAGCAUCAGCUCUUCUCUGUGGAGUAACUUAGUCCUGCCAACUGUGUGCUGAUUCUGGUGUCUGGCAUCUCCCUGGCACGUGUGACAUGAGCCUGACAUACUGGGAAGUGCCAGACCCAGGCGCCGAGAAGCUCAUCCUGCUUAUGACCCUGUGUGUAAUCUGGCAGCCCUGGGAAGGGAAUUCUGGUUAUUUGCUUUUGGGUUUAGCUGCUGGUUGCUAAUCUAUGACCAGCACUAGCAGGUUGCCAGCUGAUUAUUUUAAUUCUUCCAUGUGCUCUCUUCCCCUCUUAGAGAUUUCAUAAAAAAAGCCCAGAGGAACGCUGUUUGCCGUACAUCUGUUAUCAUCUUCCUAAUCAAAACUUGCUGAUUCCUCCACCUGGUCACCCCAGGGCCCUGACCUGCCCAGGGAUGCUCCCCCAGGCUGGCCAGGCACAAUGCAUGAAGAAGGCAUAUUUUUAUAAGUAUCCUUCUGUGAUGGAAGAGAUCUUUGCUCACAGAGUGAGCGAAGGAAGUAGAUGAAAGGGUGAGAAGUUUGCCAGAGACGCUUCAUGGGGCUUCCUUAGCAGCAGAGAUAAUUGCUGUGCUGGAUUUGAAGUCUGCUAGAAAGGCAAAAGUGGAGGAAGUAAAUGAGUUUAGCUGUUGGAGAUUAAUUAUUUCAGCUGCUGAAGAGCUAAACAAAUUCUUGAUGUUCACACACAUUGCAGUGUGUGCUUUGCACUCGAUUGAGUGGGUGAAGUGACUGCUCCAGAGAAAGGUCAUUUGCUUAGUAACAUCCAUGCAGCUUUGCUGGGAGGCCUUGUCAGAGCUGGUGCCUCUGCUGUGGCUCCUCUGUGAGACACAAUCAGGUUCUCAGCUGUUUGUUUGCUUGGGUCAGAUCCUCAGUCUGGCUGGUUUUGGUUGCCUCUUACAGUACAGCAGCAGCCUCAGAGCCAGGGAGGUUGCUGCUGGGCUCAAUGGCUGGGAAUUCUGCAGAUCACAUGCUCUGAAUUAGGAGGGGAAGUAGAGUGUAUUUGGAGGUCAGGUAGUGGUGAGGGAGAACCAAAGCCUAAAGUCUCAGUUGAUAUCGUGGCCCUGGGAAUGGGGAUUAUUAUUGUCCAGGAAGGGAUCUGGAGGGGGUGCAUUUGAUGGUGUAGCAGAAAGAAAAUGAGGAGUUUGGACUGAUUCUAAUGGCAAAAUAAAUAGCAGAGGGAAACCUGUGCUGUUGUUUCAAUUCUCCAUUACUGCAGCAGACACCUCUGGGAGACACAGACAACUGCCACCAGCCUCACGGGUUGUGCAGGGAAAUCUGUGGCACAGGGUGCAAGGACAGAGGAAAGCUGCUGGGAGAAGCUGAAGCCUCUAGGCCAGAAGCAGAAAGAAAACCAGGCAGUGCCAGUCAACAGCUCUCAGCACAGUGGGAAGCCAUGUUUUCUCCUUCCCUGGAACAGCUUCUUUCCUGCCCAGCACCUAAUUCUCAUUCUGGAUACAGCUGCUGAGCAUGACAGGGUAGAUAAGGCUCUGGGUAUGACUGGCUGAUGCAAAGAAACCUAAAACUUUUCUCCAUCCAGUGCCAAACACAUAAUAUGGCUCAGGGCAGCUUCAAGCCCUAAGGCAGGAAAGCAGAACUGACUGUGGUGAUUCAUAAAAUAUAAUUCCUACAUGAUACUUUUUUUUUUUCUCCACUGAAAACCAGACGUGCUUUUCUCUUCCUUACCUGAUGUUACUGCUAAAGCAGUGGCAAAACUUCCUAUAGCCAUUUGUUUUCUUAUUGCCUCUCCUGCCAUGGUGGGAGCAGUGUGGCAAAAGAAGCAAGGCAAUUGCUCCUGGCUGGCUGCAGCACCCCCACCUUUCCCCUCUGUCAGGAGCUGUUAAGAAAAAACCCAGCACCAGGCAAGAAAAAAGCCUGAAGAGCUGUGGACAGCAUCACGUGUGCCCAGACUAAAAGCUUCACUCUGAGUCUCAGCUAGAUGUGUUCCUGGGUUUGAGGUAAGCUGGUAAGAGGUGUCUACUUAGAGACAACAUCAGCAACUGCAGGAUAAAGAGUGUUUUAGCCACGUGCUCUUCAGGCACCCUAAUGGUCUCCUCAGCAACAAGGCUGCUGAGGGCAGAAGCGCUGGCAGCUGAGUGUAUGUGGACAUCAAACUGGGCUGCAAAGAUGGGAAGAGACAAGGUCAGUAAAGACUGGGCAGGAAGGUCACCUGCUCCUCACACAGGGGCCACACUGGAAGCUCCCUGCCCUGCCCUGUCCUUCUCCAGCCCCUCAUCCUCUUGCUGUCUCUUCACAGCACAGCCAUUUUAUUUGGCAUGGGGCAAGGCAUGACUUCUGCCACUGGGCAAGGCUGCUUUUCCUCUCUGCAAAAUAUCUUCCAGCUUGAAGCACUCCUGCUGGGAUUCCCUUUCCUCUGUUUGUACGGUUUCACAGCAGCCUAGAUUUUAAAUUUGGAUUUCUUGGCUCUGGAAGUCAGGAUCAGAAAAGGUCAGCCAGCAACCCUGUACUUUGAUCUGCAAACAGAGUGGUGAUUGAACUCAAACAACUUUGUGUUGUCACUUCUGAUUUGAGGACCAGGGAUGAGAGUAGCAUUUACCAAGUCCAGUGCUAUGCAUGGGGCCUGGAACAGAUGUAAAGAAAGAGGAAUGGGCUGCUCUGAAAAAGAGAACUUGGCUGAGGAAUCGUAAAAGGCUGACAGGAUUUUAUUGACGUUGAAAAUACAAAAAGGUCAGAUUGUCUCCCACCCUCUCAGCAUCCUUCCCAUCCAGCACAUCAUAAUGAAGUAUCAAUAUGUACAGUGACAGCUCCAGCCCAACCAUGAGACUGCUGCCCCCAGCUGUGUCCUCCAGCAGCCCACAGAUGAACCCAUCUAAAAGUCAUGCCUGUUUCUGGUAGCUCAGCUUUGAACAGAGGUCCACUUAGCCUCCUCCUGGACAAGAGGCAGGUAUCAGAGAGCAUGCUGACCUAAAGAUCUCUGAAGAAUGCUCCAAACUGUGGCUGCUGUGAGACAGGUGUGGCUACCAGCACACCAUGGUGUGGCACACAGGUGGGAACUCGGAUCACUAUUGACAUGUCCCUGUCACCCUGUUGCUGUAGGUGCCCUAUCAACGAGAUUUCCUGGAUCCUGGCUCCACAGCAAAGCAAGCUAAAUCUUUAUUGCUAACCACAGUGGGCAGAAGAGAGAGAGCAGCAAGAGCAUUUCCCUGCAUCCUUCAUAGCUGCAUCACUUCAGACUCCCAGCAUAAGCCACAAUUCGUUUCUCACACUGCACUUAAGGUUCUCCAUGACAAGCAAGAGAUACACAAUGGCUGAGCAAUGGGUUUGGUGCUGCUGAGGCAGAGGUAAAUCCACCUUCAUCCUAGCCCAAUAAUACAGCUGAGUGCACAACACCUCCUGUCACAACUGGACCUCUUUCCUGAGACUGCCAGUAACAGGAAAUACAAAUGUUAGUUAUGGUGGGGCUUUUUUACAAGACGUAGAUGUCUGUCUAGAACUGCAUUAAGACUGUGACCUUCCAAUCCUUAUUCUCACAACAGGGCAGUUCUGACCUGCUAGCUGUGCACCUGGGUAUUUUUUGGAAGUGUUACAAUGUAAUAUUUAAGCACAAACUUGCAGCAGACUUAAAAAAUGGGUCCAGUGACAGGUGUUAGUCUAGCUAUGAAAAACUUUGUAUCUCAUAUGUAACCAGACACAUUCUCUGUCUUCUGACAACAGGCUCUGUGAAAGGUGAAAAUUAAGCCUCAGUGCAUGUUUCUUAAGGCAGAAUGUUUGCUCAGCUUCUAGCAUGCAGAAUUAAAUGUGUGUUCUUCUCAUAGCACAAAGCCUUCUGCUGUUCAAGGCAUUCACUUUC